AUGUCUGAUGUCGAAGUUGAAGUUCCAUCUACGUUUAAGAAGAGAAAUCUCAAGAAUAGAGGCGGAAGAAAACGUAAAACGUCUAGUUCUGAAGAGAAGAACAGUUCAGACUCUGACGAGCAGACCGUAGUGCUGCCUACAAAGCGUCCACAGAAGAGUAAUCCCAAUAUACAGAGUACUGGCGGUCCAAAGAAGUCCAAGCCGGAGAUCGAUGUUGCAAGUGACAGUAGCGAUGAAGAGAAACUAAAACAGCGUACCACACUAUCAGUACAACAACAGCGAGAGAACGCCACCGCCACCUAUGAACUGGACACUGAACACGAUCGUGAUGCACAGGCCAUCUUCGAGAAGGCACAGAAGAUUAACGAGGAGCUACAGGGCCAGGCUGAUGACAAGGUAUACCGCGGCAUGAACAACUACGCGCAGUACUACAAGAAACGAGACACAGCGGCCGGUAAUGCGAGCUCGGGGCUCGUUAGGAAGGGACCUAUCAGGGCACCUGCUAAUCUGAGGGCUACUGUCAGAUGGGAUUACCAGCCGGAUAUUUGUAAAGAUUACAAGGAGACUGGCUUCUGUGGUUUUGGAGACUCGUGCAAGUUCCUUCACGACCGUUCAGACUACAAGCACGGCUGGCAGCUGGAACGCGAGGAGACGGAGGGCGCUGCUCCAGCUGGAGACUCAGACUAUGAAGUGGACAGUGAUGAGGAACUGCCUUUCCGCUGCUUCAUAUGUAGGAACAGCUUUACAGAUCCUGUUGUAACCAAAUGCAAACACUACUUCUGCGAAAAAUGCGCUUUGGCGAAUUACAAGAAAAGUACACGAUGUUUCAUAUGUAACGCUCAGACGAGCGGUAUGUUCAACCCAGCUAAAGAACUGGAGGCUAAGCUGGCACGGAGACAGAGCGAUGAUGAAGACCAAGAUGAAGAUGACGACGAUGAGUGA
Molecule: messenger RNA, 942 nt
Organism: Spodoptera littoralis (African cotton leafworm)
Lineage: Eukaryota; Metazoa; Arthropoda; Insecta; Lepidoptera; Noctuidae
Source: the annotation of a GenBank genome assembly